AUGAUCGAAGACGACGAGUACAGAGCUUCUUCCCAGUAUCGAUAUUGGUCAUACACAGAGGAAAGGCUUGCACAAAUCCGCCAGAAGACUAAUCGGCUUGCAUCUGAGCGUGUCAAGGCCGCAAUUCGAAAGACCCAGAUUACAAUAUCAGGCUCAAGCGAAAACAGCGGAAAUACAGCUGAUACCCCUCCUGAUGUCCCGACGCUUACCGCCGAGGAGGAGUUAAAGAUUGUCGAAUGGGGUUGUACCAAGAUCGUCGAUAUGGGUGAGGCCAUGAACCCGAGAAUUCCUUCCAGUAUUGUGGCUACCGCAAUUCAAUACCUCCGCCGCUUUUAUCUCACACAUUCACCCAUGAUAUAUCAUCCCAAACCGAUCAUGGUUUGUGCUUUAUAUCUAGCUACAAAAGCUGAUCACUUUUACAUCUCGCUUUCCAAGUUCGUUUCGGAACUUGAGAAGGUCACUGAACAAGAUGUGAAGGCACCUGAAUUCCUUCUUCUGCAGGGUCUGAAAUUUACACUCGAUGUGCGCCAUCCUAUGAAAGGCCUUGCAGGUGGCCAUGCUGAGAUGCUAGCUAUGGUACAGGAAGGUCAGCUCGGCAGCAACAGUCCGAAAGCGACGAGUUUCGCAAGAAGAGUAGAUUCCGCAGCCGAUCAAGCAAAGGGGAUCCUGACCAGAGCCGCUCAGAUGACAGACGCAUAUUUCCUCUAUACGCCCAGCCAAAUCUGGCUGGGUGCUAUGAUGGUGGCUGAUAGUGAGCUGACGGAAGUGUAUCUGGAACAUAAACUCGGCAACCUACCUUUUGACGAAGCGACCGCGACGUUCAAACAAAGAGUUUUGACCACGAUUGUGGCAUGCGCGAAACUGCUUAGUUCCUAUCGCUCGCCAGAAGACUCAACGCGACGGAAAGAGCUGACACGAAUCCGCAAGAAACUAACCGUGUGUCAAGAUCCAGAGAAGGUGGAUAUUGAUGCCGUCAGUAGGGGAAGGGCGAAAUUGUCAGAAAAGAGGGAUGGGCACGGAAGUGACGCAGAGAAGGCGCUCAAGAAGCGUAAGCUUGAACGAGAGAAGCUAGAGAAAGAUGGGGAAGUCUUUGGCCCUGAGCUGAGAAGCAUUUCCGGUUGA
Molecule: messenger RNA, 1122 nt
Organism: Fonsecaea erecta
Lineage: Eukaryota; Fungi; Ascomycota; Eurotiomycetes; Chaetothyriales; Herpotrichiellaceae
Product: cyclin H
Exons: 2
Coding region: 1-1122 (373 amino acids)
Biological process (GO): regulation of transcription by RNA polymerase II; regulation of cyclin-dependent protein serine/threonine kinase activity
Cellular component (GO): nucleus; transcription factor TFIIK complex
Molecular function (GO): cyclin-dependent protein serine/threonine kinase regulator activity
Source: RefSeq, a predicted model, not a curated record